AUGAAAGCCGUAUUCCAUGCAGCGGCAUUUGCUGCUGCUGCUUCGGCUGCCGUCCUUCGUCGGGACCAAUGCUGCUUUCAGAUCACUGCUACAGGCGGCGUCUCUGGAGUGAUGGGACAUCUGUCGGACGGGCAGAACCGCAUCAACGGCAGCUAUCCAGCCGCGACAUACUGCCUGAACAACGGCGUCAUGCUGGACGACACUGGCAAGACCUGCCUGGUGACCCUCGACAACGAUGCGACUCACCAAUUCCAAUGCGAUGAGCACCCAGAAUCCGCACCACUUUCGGCUUCCACAGGCUGGAGCGUCGCAAACAACGGCUCUCUCCUUUUUCAGGGCAACGAUCAAUUCUACGCAUGUCCCGCAACCGAUACGGAAUACAAUCUUUACACCCAACGGUUGAACGGUCAAGACAAAUGCAAGGCUGUCAAGCUCAACACCAACGCCAACAGCACAUGUGGUGGAACAUCGGGAGGCCAGUCAGCACCUUCAGGCUCAGCAUCCGUUUACGCCAGCACUCCUGUUGGUCCUGUUGGAGGCAGCGCCACUGGCUACGUCGCCACUCAAAGCCAGAACACCCCGGCCGCCUACAGCUCGCACGGCACUGCUUCAUACCCAUACGGUUCGCAGAGCGUUCCUGGCUACGGCACUGCAUCGCAAGGUACCGCUCCGGUCUACAGCGCUGUCUCAACACCUGUUGUUCCAGGCUAUGGAUCCCAAACCGCACCUGGAUCUGGCUCCACAGUGCCAGCUUAUAGCUCCGCAUCCGAGUCUACUGCCCCGGUAUACAGCGCUGCCACAGAGGCCACGACUGUUGAGACUGUGCCUUCGUACAACACUGAGACUGCGCCCAUCAACAGUGCGACGACCGAGGUCACCACGGCGGAGACGAUUCCCUCGUAUGGUGCUAGCUCACAGCCUGUGGUUCCGGCUUACAGCUCUGAGUCUCCCUCUUCGUCCGUCGAGACUGCUCCAGUGUACAGCUCAGCCUCAACUCCUAUUGUACCAGCCUACAGCUCGGUACCGGUACCUUCUUCAGUCGAGACUGCUCCAGUCUAUAGCUCGGUUCACAGCUCGGUCUACGGCUCAGUCUACAGCUCAGUCUACAGCUCGGUGUCCACUCCGGUCGUACCUGGCUACGAGUCUUCUGCAUCAACGCCGGUUGUGAGCACCCCGGUCGAAAGUGCGCCAGUCGAGAGCACGAUCGCCUCAAGCACUGUGGUCACACCAUACGUGCCUGUGGUCGAGACCACCCCUGUGUCAUCUUCUACCUCCAAGAACAAGCACCACAUCAACAGCUUCACCCCGAGGUUGUUGACGACUAUCGUCAAAGAGACCACUUCGUGCUGCGAGACCACGCCCGCUGAGACCACGCCCGCUGAGAGCAUCGUACCUGUCGUUCCGUUUCCCUCAUACCCGGCUGGCAGCUCCUCGCAGGCGGUGAGCACAACACCAGUGGCCCCAUCUUACCCAGCUGGUACUUCGAGCACCGCACCUUCCGCACCUAGCUCGAUCAAGACAUCGCCAGUCCAGAAUUCGAAGUCAGAAAGCACACCAGUCGCUACUACACCCGUUAUCAGCACCAGCAGCGGCCCGGCAACGAUCCAGACAUACCCCGUGUCGAGCGAGACUGUCCCAUCUGACAACACAGUGACUUUGGAGACAACAUACUCAACCACGUACUGCCCAGUUACCGAGACCCAGGUAUCAAGCGGCUCGACUAAGAUUACAGUCUACUCAACCUGGUCUACGCUGACCUCUGUCAACAAGCCCACAACCGCUUACGCUACCGAGUCCACAUCAGCACCAGUGGCUACAAGCAGCGUGCCAGUCGGCGGUGAUACCACUGUCGUACCUUCAGGCACCAAGCCAGCGGGUCACGAGACCCCAAGCGCUAGCGUUGAAACCGGCUACUCUGCAAGCACUUCUUGUUCCGAGUCCGCCACCUCUGGUGUAGCCUCAUCAAGCAGCACGCCAGCUGGACCAGUCUCUUCGGCUACCACGCCAGCGGCAUCUGUGCCAGGGUACGGCUCGCCAUCGACUGGAGUCACAUCUGCUGCCACCACAUCCGCUGCUUCAUCAACUCAGCCAGCGAGCUCCACCUCCGCCACCGCUUGCCAGACCGAGCUUUCUGGUGCAUAUCAGACCCCUCACCUGAUCGAGUGGAUUGCCAAAGAGUAUCCAGACACCGCCUACGGCUCCAAGCUGAACGCAUCCGUCAACGCUGACUGCGACACCCUCUUCAACUUCGACAUCCCAGACUCAUACGAUGGCAAGACAUGCAGCGUCGUCUUCCUCUUCCCAGAACAAAAGGACCUCGAGACUUCUGCUUACACCUUCUCCGGUUCUGGUGACCUCGUCGUCGCUGAGCUUAGCGACGUUGCUACGGAGCAAACUACUUACAACACUUGCCCUGCCGUCAACAGCACUUUGGACUGUAUUGCUAUCCAGCCUGGUAACAGCUAUGUCGUUGCCUCUGGUCCAUGUGCUGCUGGCACAACGGAGACUUACAAGCUCAGCUCAGAGAAUGGUUUGACGCUUGAGUUCUUCGAGGACUGGAACCCAUCGAGCUUGGGGCUUUACGUCACUGCAUGCUAG
Molecule: messenger RNA, 2598 nt
Organism: Fulvia fulva
Lineage: Eukaryota; Fungi; Ascomycota; Dothideomycetes; Mycosphaerellales; Mycosphaerellaceae
Exons: 1
Coding region: 1-2598 (865 amino acids)
Source: RefSeq, a predicted model, not a curated record